Iphiclides podalirius (scarce swallowtail) is the source of this 2346-nucleotide messenger RNA. The record is from the annotation of a GenBank genome assembly. NCBI's taxonomy places the organism in Eukaryota, Metazoa, Arthropoda, Insecta, Lepidoptera, Papilionidae.
AUGGAAAAAAAUCAACAAUGCAAGGAAAGCGUUUCAUUGCCCAAGACCUCAGACGAUUUGAAUGAAGAACCUAAAAAUGUAAUAAUAAAAACUCCUGGCCUAAAUGAUAAAGAAAAAGCUGUCCCAAGCCCAAAAGUAGAUUCACCAAUCAAAAGUAUCGAAAAGAAUAAGAAAACUCCCAAGCACUUGAAAGUGUCAGUUAAAAGCCCAUCUGUUAUCAAAACUAAUAUAAGUAUUUUUUCGUCACCUCAAUUACGACGAAAUAGUCCCACUAGAAAAGACUUUGCAUCUCCACUAGCUCCUUCACCAAAACAUUCCAUUAAAAGCUUAGAUGAUAGACAAAUCAAACCAAUUUCACCGCAACGAGAAAAGCUGACACCAAAUACUCAAAUAAUUAAUGAAAACAAUGAAUUGCAAAUAACAGACAGAAAUAUAAAAAAAGUUACACAUAAUACUGCUAGCCCUCUUACUAGGAAUGAAGAUUAUAAUGUGCCUAGUGUACCUGAAAGCAUCACUGAUGACACUGUAAUGGAUGGCAUUAUCCCAUUACAAUCAGAAGGCAGUGCUCCUAAGCCUAUUGAUCUCCUAAAAAAUGAAAUAAUAUCAGAAAAUGUUGAGGUUCUCUUUGACCCAAUUGUGCCUUUACCAUCCCCAAGUAAAGUGAGACCUAAAUUACGUCCUGUACCAAGACUAGGUCCACUAAGAAGAAGCAGUGUACAGGGCAGUGCCAGUGAGUCAGAGGAUGAAACACGUCGGGCACAAAUGUCUGGUGGGGCAGCCACUCCGUCAUUGGCCAGACAACGCCAUGAUUCACAUUCAUCACAUACAACAUUACAUUCAUUGCCUAAUAGGGAAGUAAGCAGAGUCAGAAAUGAUUCUAUUUGCUCCAAUGUUAGCCAAACUACUGCCCAACCUGCUUCUACUGCAUCACCUUUGAAAGAAAAACAUUACAACAGAUUGAGACGCCAGGACGCCGCUAGUAGACGAAUGGCAGCAUUGCGUCGUAAACGCGAAAACAUCACAAGAGAAAAACUGACUAUGUAUGACCUCAUCUUCUAUAAUCCCAUCUCUAAUCCAAUCAUUCCAGAUCAAGACGAAAUUAAAGCAAAAGAAGAGAAUGCCAAAGAGGAAGCAGACAGAGCUAGUAAGUACAAAUCCAAAAAUGAGGAAGAGGCAGACGAAGAAGAUGUCGAUGAUCCUCCUGAAGGUGACGCCGCACCAGUACCCCAGAUCAAACUUGGCGUAAAUGGAGAGAUUAUUCUUGACGAGACAAGUUUGGUGAUAAAGCAAACCGACAAAGGCCGGAAGGUUUCGUCGAUGGUGCGCGAGGGGGCGUGGGCCGCGGGGGGAGGGAAGUAUAAGCGCCGGCCGAGGACCGCCGACUGGGCCGACGCGGAGACUGUCCGCUUCUACAGGGCGCUCGCCGCCAUCGGCACGGACUUCACGUUGAUGGCCCAACUCUUCCCCGACCGCACCCGCAAGGAUCUAAAACUCAAGUUCAAGAAGGAGGAGCGCGUGAACUGCGCCCAAGUGGACAAGGCGCUGCGCUCCGCCACCGAGUGGGACGCGGCGCGGCUGCAGCACGAGUUCAGCGACGAGCGCGCCGAGGCGAAGAGGCGCGCGCAGCUCGAGCGCGAGCUACUCGCCGAGCGGAAGCGCGCCGAGCGCGAGCGGAUGCAGGCCGCGCGCGAGAUGCGCGUCCGCAACAGCAAAGGAGCGAAAGCAAUCGAGUCCUCUAUGGUACGAGGCGUGGGCAAAAUGAGAACGAACGAAGUGACCACCGCUGACGAGAUCCUGGAGCGCGCGAUGGAGUGCGACGAGAACAGGGCCGCGGCGGCCUCGACGCCCCAAACCGUCCAGGGAGUGGUGCCUUCGCCGCAGUUCGCGACCCUCACGCUCAUCAACAAGAUACAGGCGUCGCCCAAACUGGCGACGCCGCUGAGCGCGAGCAACUUGGCGGCGACGCCGUACGCCGGCCCGUCGGGCAGCGUGGCCAGCGUGAACCCGACCCCAGCGGUGCCGCCCAACAUCGAGACGGGCUCGCUGGUGGUCCUGACCGUCAACGACCCGCUCUCCCCCUCGAAGAAGAUGCUGCAGACGUACAUCGCGCAGGGCGGCGGCCGCCUCACCCCCGUCGCCCUCCCCACGACCCUCCUCAACUCGGUCGUGGGCUACAUGAAGAAGGGCACGCCCAAGGCGGCCUCGUCGAACUCCUCGCCGCGUUUCGCCUCCCCUAAUAGUGCCUCAAGCCAUGACAGCCGGACUAGUGCCCCCCCGAGUGUUAUCCAAGUGAACCCGAACCCGGCUAAGAGGCAACGCCACAGCUCCUUCACUAUCACGCAGCUU